Molecule: messenger RNA, 4349 nt
Organism: Spodoptera litura
Lineage: Eukaryota; Metazoa; Arthropoda; Insecta; Lepidoptera; Noctuidae
Gene: knockout
Product: Stork-head domain-containing protein knockout
Biological process (GO): regulation of transcription by RNA polymerase II
Cellular component (GO): cytoplasm; nucleus
Molecular function (GO): RNA polymerase II transcription regulatory region sequence-specific DNA binding
Source: RefSeq, a predicted model, not a curated record
UGCCGCUCGCGACGCUCGUGUCGUGAGGCGCGACGACGCCGAACCUCCGACAUCGCGAAAAAAGUUUUCGCCCGACACACGAAACUUUCCUAGACUUUCCUUUCAACCCGCACAUUGUUGAAUUGGAACAGUCUAUUUUGAACCCGGCGAACGCGAAAAGUGACCUUCUCAAACCGGAAUUCGGUAUCCUCCGGAACGGGUUUAGUCUCGGACCCCGCCGUGCCAGGACUUUCGUGAAGUGCUAACUUGAUUUUCAUAGUGGUGUGUUCAGUGUGAGUGACUGGAUUCUACGCUUAACACGGAAGGCCGGACGUUGUCCCAACACUUUUAAGGUUGGCUUCAAGUAAAAGUGCUGUUAAAAAUUUCAAGCAUGCCGCCCCCCGUGUAAGGCAUGAGCGGUCGCGGAGCGGGGGGGCAGCGCUGCCAGCUGAUACUGCAGCGUUGCCUCGCGAUACAACUCAGCAAGCCAGGCAACGCGCCCGAUGACUUCUGGAUGUAUGAGUCUGGAUAUCUGCUGUUUCAGAGUUUUCUAUCAGCGAAUGCAAAAUGUUGGUGGGCGGGAGCCCUAGCGGCUGCGACGGCGGAGCUGAGGUACGCUGGCUACGUGUCUCCGGGAGUGCUGCUGGUGGCCGGAGCCCCCAGGGCACUGGAGACAGUCCGAGGGGCUUACGCCCGAUCCGUGCUGAAACCGCCGCCCACUUACCUCAUAUGUGGACUCGGAGACAUCGAGGACUGCAUAGUGACGCCUGCGUAUCAAGGCCAGUUCACUCCACUGCCAGAAGCUCUGUGUGACUGCAUCAUGGACCUGACGUCACAGGGACAAUCAGCAACGUUGGAAAGCAUACGAACAUCGCUAUCAGCAAAGUUCCCAUCGAUGCAAACACCAUCACAGGAGGUUGUGUACGACACGCUCGCUCAGCUGAUGCAGGAGAGGAAAAUAUACCAAACAUCGAGGGGCUUCUUUAUAGUCACGCCUGAACGCCGUCGCUCCCGAUCCAGAUCAUCUUCUCGUCACCACGCAAACAGCAUCGAGGAUGACUGUCCUUCACCCCGUACUAUACUGAUGUCGGACCAAGAGGCAUUACACCAACUUUAUGGAGAAAUCACGACCCUGCGAGAUGGAGCGGUGACGCACCAAUGUGUGCAGACCAACCUGGCUGAUGUCAUCUGUGGUGGCAAUCCCAACGACAAAAUCCUGUAUGGUCGUCCAAACAAGAGACGGAGUGCGUCAUUCCCUGCUCCUCGGUCCUUAGACCGGCGGAACUCGUUGCGGAUCUUCGGCUCCUCCAGCAAGUACCUGCAGAGGUGUGCCUCAACCAGAAGCCUUCAUCACAAGAACGCCAACACCACCGACAGCUCGUCGUCCACCGAUUACCCGCCGAGCGUCGAAUCUGCGUCACCUAAGAAAGUGUCCCUGCUGUCCCGCUUAUUCAGACGAAGCGGCCGCAGCAAGCAGACGCGCGCGAUGAGCACCUUCUCUGCGCAGUUCCCGCCUACGGAGUGGUUCAACUCCAAGGCGGUGCACCUACACUGCGUCGCCACACAGACCAACUCAAAGGAGUCAUUGCAGAGUCAAACAUCUUUCGUCUCAUCAUACUACGACGGUUCGGAGAUCAGUAAUCGGUCGUCAACACUGCCAAGGCGGCACAAGCGCCACCUCUCCACGGAGUCGGGACUGGCGGGCUCUCAUUACGAUCACUCGCCCGUCAGGCACUCCAGCCCCAGCUCUGGCAGCUUACCACGCUCCACUCUAAGCAGGAGUUCCACCAAUAAAACCAUCCUCGAUCACUUCGGGUCACCACAAAGAAAUAGCGAUCCCAAACUAAGAGACAGUCCAAGCGGAAGCCUCAGGAGGGUGGAUUACUCCAAUUCAGACCACAUCAUGUCAACUAGUGGUCCUUCCAGUUUAGAAAGUACUACCACACACCCACAACGCACACCAAGAAAGGACGUCAAAAACGGUCAGUUAGACCAAAACUCUCCAAUGAAACGGGGCUACAACACUAGCGGGAGUAGCGGCCAUUCCAGUUUAGAGUCCCACAUAUCUGACCGCACGUUAAAGCCUUCGCCUAGUCAUAGCAACGCACACGGAGCCCCCGGCCUUAGCAGAGCACAGUCACUCGUCAAAGUACAGAGCUUACAGAGUUCGCCAAAGAGCCUGCACAAAUUCAGAACCAAACCACCCAUGGUCGGUGGUGAAACGGUAAAAAACGGUAACACAUCACCCAAAAGUUCGCCAAAAAACUGUCCAAGCACACCCAAAAAAACCGCAACCCCGCUGCAUAAAACCUUGGGGACUAAGGUAGAAAACCCGUCGACGACGAUGUUGGCCAGCUCUAAUUCUAACAAUUCUAUCACGCUAAAAGUUACCACAAAUACUAUCUCUCAGAACGGUGGUGGUACUAACACCAAAGUUUAUGUACAAAAUUCGCCAGUAAGGUCCGUUAUUACUUUUGAAAAUGGCAAAGUCACCGAGACUUCAAAUGGGAGCAAUAUUUACAUCAUCAACGACGAUAGGCAGGUCGUCUCCGUGUCACAGAACGGAGUGCAAAAUAAAACUGCAAAAAACCCAACUGAAACCUCAUUUGAUGUUUGUGUAGAAAAGAAUAAACAGAUGUAUCAGCAAGAGGAACCGAUAAAAGUCCAAGAAAAUAAGUUCAAUAAGAAUUCAAUUAACGACGCGGGUAUGAACAAUAAUCGUAAGCUAUCGUUGCAAAUUGGUGGUGCGACUAACAACAAUAGUUUUGUGUAUAAAAAUCAAUUAAAUAAUACGAACGAAGUUGCAUCCAAUCCUGCUUCUCCAGCCAUUCAUAACAAUAUAAAUAAUUUGGAAACUACUGCAAAUAGUAUUCCUUCAACGCCAACUAAAAGUUACGAUAACAUUAUAGGAUCGUUGGGAAGUUUGAGGUACCAGAAGAACUCGUUGUCUUCAGCCAACAGCGGGAUACAACCGAAUAUAAAUUCAAAUAGCGAGCUGAAAAGCGUCGACUUGCUAAAAAAGGCAGCAGCGUUACAAAUGUUGAACGGACUCCCUAAUGUAAAUAACAGGGUGAGCUCGGAUUCCAUAGCGAAUAUGCUAACGAAAGCUAUCGACCAGAAACCGACAGUGCUGGGAUCCGAGCCGAACUUAGCACUGAAGAACCAAGAGCCUAUAAAGGACAUAAACACGUCGGUAGAGAAAUUGAAUUGCUUGGAAAACAAACAGAAGAGGUACAGCCUGAGCCAAGAGAGCAAGAAGGAAAACCAGGAUUUCUAUAAUUUUCCGAGUUUAAGCGAUUUGAGCUUUAAUUUCACUAGUUUAGCAGCGCAAAAGAUAUUGAAAGGCGUCAGUAUCAAUAGCGUCGACACGCUUGUCGAGUUGAACAUGGCUGCCAACAACUCGGAGAAGCAGAAUAAUCGUGAUGUCGCCGCUGUGUGCACGGACUUUGGCCUUGUAUAGCAAUUAUCAUAUAUUUUUUGUUGUAAAAUGUACAAUAGUAGACAUAACACUAUGAUGUAAGAUAGUAAUAAAACUUAUUCAUAACUACAUUGUAACACGCUUUAGAUACGCAAUACCUUCGUACGUUAAGUUCAAAAAUGUUACUCGUUUAAGAUUUUGUACUCCCUACUUACGGAAUUUAUCUCUUAAACACAUUGUAUCCCCUAUUAUUAAAAUUUUGUUUGUCUUUACUAACUUAUUAUCAUCGAAAGUAUCAACGUAGAAAUUAUUUAACACAGUAUUCAUAAAAUGUAAUCGUAAAUGAAUAAUCGGAAAAUUCUUAGUUUGUAGCUCACUUUAAAUUAUCGAGACAAUAAAAUAGUAACACCUGUGAGAACAAAAAGUGGCCUAAAACUGCCUAAUUACGUGGGAAAUUAGUGCCUAAUUCGAUUGUAAUAGAAUUGUAAUUGAAAUGUAGCCAUAUUGUAGUUUCACUAUCUUAGUAAAUAUGCGGCUCUCACGCUAUUAGAUAACCUGUAUUAAAUGAUCCCCUCCACAGCACUUCUGUUCGUGCCAUCAAAGUAAUAUUUCCAGUGAAAAAGUCGAGUACAAACUAGAAUACCUAACUCCAACAGAUUCCAUCCAACAAUGGGAAUUUAUAGGAAUGAUUUGUAAAAUGUAUGUCAUGUAUUAAGUGCCAUAAAACCAUAGUAUUACAUAAUGCGGGCGAAAUAUGGAAUGGGAAGCGGUAUUUGAUUGAUCAUUACAUGUCUUAAGAAUUUUGCUAUAUAAUUGUGUAUGAAAGCAAUGGGUAUUUAUUCAUAGGGAACAUAAUCUGAAGUCAUAUCGCAAUUAGUUUAAUUCAGUAAUAACGCCAUUUGUAAAAAUUUAUUAACAAUAUAAGAUGAUGCUUUAAAUAAUGUCGUUUUAU